AAAUAAUAUUUAUCAUAAAAAUCGUCUCCAGCCAUCGCUGGCUUGGGAUGUCCCACUGGGGUUUCCAGUUUGUCUCAGGCUACUUCUUGCCCUAAAGAAACUACCGCCUCUUCUCUUCAGUUGUCAUUCCUCUUCCUGUUUCGGGCGGUAGAAGGUCGAAAUGGCGCCAACAAGCAAAACAUCCACAGCAGCUGUGUUAGCGCUGAUUGUAACGGUUUUCGCUGCUCGGCUAGAGGGCGCCCCCCACUCUCCAGACAGCGAACCUACCCUGGGGCUAGGACUCGAAGCGCCUACUAAUGAAGAAGGCACUCCAGCUGUAGAUCGCUUAAAUGACUACGAUGACGCCUACUACGUUGACGUUAACGACUCUGGAUCCAGAUACAGGGAUCCCUGCUCUUUCAGAGAUAUCUGUGAGACGUUGAUCAGCGUCGACGACAAGAAAAACCAUCGCGUGCAAGAUAGCAACUUCGUCAUAUCUUCCAACCCACCCAAAGUUCAAGCCACGAAGACGUCAGAUCUCUACAAAUUCUCAAUAGACGACCUGAUCGUCGACUGCAACGACAUGCUGAUCAAAUGCGCCUGGCAGGGAAGUCGAAAAGUAUCCACUGGGGACAACAAUGCUGAGCGAGAGGCUGAGACUGAAUAAGCUGUGAAUUCUCUUUUUUUUAAUGUUUUUUUAACAUUUAUUUGACUUGAUUCGAUAGUCUGAUGGGUUAUUUUGCUCUUGGAGUUGCAUUAUUCAAUACUGAUACCUAUAUUGUGGUGUAGAAUAAGCCCCUCUUUAGAACGAUUUCGUUUUAAGGGUUUCUUGAGCACUUCUGGUUUGGUUUGAUCUAUAUAGAUAUUGUUUUUAAAAGCUGUGGUAUUCAAUAUUGAUACCUAUUGUGGUGUAGAAUAAACCCCACUUUCGAACGACUUCGUUUUAAGGGUAUCUUGAACACUUCUGGUUUGGUCUAAUCUAUAUAGAUAUUAUUUAUAUGUAUACUAAACUUGCGCUAAUUAUGGAAUAUUUCGUUGUAUUGAUAGCUUUAAGGCUUCUCCUUAGUUCUCAUGGGCAUACUCCCACAAACAGGACAAUCAAGGGUAUUCAAGUUCUAAGAAAUCAUUUGAUAUCCACAUCAGAAUUAAACAUGGCCUUUUUUCUUAAUGACCUUAAAUUUUGGGGUGUUUCUUGCAUUUAAGCAGACAUUAUGUCAGGUAGUUUGCUUUAAAGGUAUCAGGCAUUUAGGUACUCUCUCUUUGCUUUAUAUUUGAUCUUAUUCUACUUUUUUGGUUUUCGUACCUUGGGAUGUCGCCUGCUAAUUAAUUUUAGCAAAUGGGUCUUUCACUAUUAUCAUUAUUAUUAUCAUUAUUAUUCAAUGAAGGAAGUCUCCGGGAGAACGGGAAGUUGUGCAACAAAAAUAUCGUAACUUUAGAUAAAGUUAUCAAAUAUAUUAUUAAAAUGGAAACGAC
Molecule: messenger RNA, 1452 nt
Organism: Macrobrachium nipponense
Lineage: Eukaryota; Metazoa; Arthropoda; Malacostraca; Decapoda; Palaemonidae
Exons: 3
Coding region: 161-646 (161 amino acids)
Source: RefSeq, a predicted model, not a curated record